Messenger RNA from Actinia tenebrosa (Australian red waratah sea anemone), 865 nucleotides. RefSeq lists its product as uncharacterized. Lineage: Eukaryota; Metazoa; Cnidaria; Anthozoa; Actiniaria; Actiniidae. The record is from RefSeq and is a predicted model, not a curated record.
AGCACUUAUAUGUUUAUGUAAACGUUCGUUUCUGGUGGCUGAGUGCUUCUUGGGGAGUUAUUUUGUUUCACUUGGUGUUAASUUCUGAAUUUUUGCUGAAAUGUCUUCGAGCGAAGGAAUCACCACGAGGAGCYGUGCUAGAUCCGAAGGAGUUAUGGAUUCACUUUCUCCGGAGCUCAAGGAUGAAAUAAUGAAUACCGUUAGAGAUGCGAUUAUUACAGCUAUGGCGGAGGUGAAUAAUUCCUACAAAGAGAAAAUUCAAAGUCUUGAACAGAGAAUUGAUGGUUUGGAAGCACAAGUACUUGAGCUGUCGCUACAGCAAAAUAAGGUAUCUCUGAAAGCAAACGACAACGAACAAUACAGUCGAAGGCAUAAUGUUAGAAUAGCUGGAUUUCUGGAGGAAGAUGGCGAGAAUUGCGUCGAUAAGGUUAUCAAUUUCUGUAACGAAAAAAUAAAAUUAAAACUGUCUUCGAAYGACAUUGAUAGAGCCCAUCGUGUGGGAAAACCAAAGUCCAAUAAACCUCGAGCAAUUAUCGUCCGCUUACAGGCACAUCGUCAUAAGGUUGCAAUAUUGAAGAACAGAAGGAAUCUGAGGGGAACUAAUUUCUAUGUCAAUGAGGAUUUGACAAAAGAAAACCAGGUGCURUUCUCUCAAGCUAGAAGGAGUGGAAAUGUAAAGAGUGCCUGGACCAUUGAUGGYAAAAUCUUUGCUAAGCGAAAAGAUGAUGAUAAAAUAUACAUGGUCUCUUCUUUUUUUGAUCUCACCAAGUAUAAUSUAGGUGUUCCAAUGCCCAAGUAAGUCUUGGUUACCAGAUGAGUCUCGCUGACUUUAACUUAUUGACACUAUGAACUCUAUAGAACAUUA